AUGCGAAUUUAUUGUAACCAAACUAUAUUUGGAUGCUUGGCUUCAGCUGUCCUUGCAUCUGCUUUACUUCUUAUUUCAGUUAAUGAUACAAAAAUCACGAAUCAAAUCGAAUGUCAAAAAUUUCCCACAAUUUAUUACUCAAACGACAGUAAAACCUACCAAAAUUUAUUUGAAAGAGCUAUCAAAAACGCUACACGCAGGAUUUCAAUAGCUGCGACCUCAACAAAACUUGAUUUUGGAACUCUUGGUCCUCUCCUUAAUGCUUCACAUGUUCCUCCAUCAAAAAUUCAAAUAUUUACAUCAAAUGAGUCAAAUGUUCAGACUUUAUCCAAAAAACUCGGUUUUAAAUACACAAUUUACAAUCCCGAAAUCUUCCAAGCCAAAUUCCGAAUGAUUGUUUCUGACGAUAGUGCAUAUGUUAUGUCAUAUCAGCCAGUCACUGCAAUUACUCCAUUCUAUCGGAUUUUGUCUUUUGAACAAUGUACUUCAGGAUCUGACGAUAUCCUUGCAUUUAUUAAUUAUUGCAUUAACCUACAACAAUCACAUAACACACAUAUUGCAAAAAUCGAUAUGCAAGCCAAAACUUCGCCAAUUCAGCCGAUCAACAUGGAUAAUUCUUUGUUUUUCUCAUUUUAUAAUCCGAAAAGUCGUUUAUUCCCUCUACGCAUUCAUACACAACACAUUUUGGAAGAAGAACUUUCAGAUGAACCAAAUACUCUUUAUAUUUAUUCAAAAACUCCUCCAUACAUCAUGAUGUACGAAGCAUUCUCAUCAUCAGACUUCCAUUUAUACUACGAUAUCAAAGCCCUUCUCAUGAGAAACAAAACUAAAAUUUAUUAUUUGGCUUCUGUUCAUUCCGGUACACAAACUAACUGGUACAACCAACUAACUAGACAUGAUAACUUCCAACUUAGAACUUUGGACGAAUCUUACUUUUCUUUCGAUUUUAUGGUUUCUGACAACUGGACUUACAUAUUUUCACACGAAAUACGGUCUUUGGAGAUCAAUGAAGAUGUUUCUCUUCAUUUCGCAACAAAUAACUCGAAGAUUUUAUCAUCUUCAUUGGAUUUCUUUAAUAAACGAUGGAAAGAAGGAAAACCAUAUUCAGAUGAAUAA
Trichomonas vaginalis G3 is the source of this 1116-nucleotide messenger RNA. RefSeq lists its product as uncharacterized. The record is from RefSeq and is a predicted model, not a curated record. The transcript has a single exon. NCBI's taxonomy places the organism in Eukaryota, Parabasalia, Trichomonadida, Trichomonadidae. Bases 1 to 1116 code for a protein of 371 amino acids.